AUGGCACAAGGUGUGCGUUGUGAUGGGAAGAAAAAGAUACAAGAUGUAAUUGAUCAUCUACUGGGGCCUUCACAUAGAGCAGCUCAAGAAAAGAAACAGCUAUCCAAGUUGUGGAAUGCCAAAGACAAACGUCACCCAUUUAUUAACUUGGCAACAAAAAGUGAUCCAACAGUUUUGAAGACCUUGACUGACAUGGCAGUAGAGGUCUAUAAUGACAGUAAAUCUUUGACUUUAGCUGCCUGGUCAUAG
Molecule: messenger RNA, 249 nt
Organism: Paramuricea clavata
Lineage: Eukaryota; Metazoa; Cnidaria; Anthozoa; Malacalcyonacea; Plexauridae
Source: the annotation of a GenBank genome assembly